Molecule: messenger RNA, 864 nt
Organism: Linum tenue
Lineage: Eukaryota; Viridiplantae; Streptophyta; Magnoliopsida; Malpighiales; Linaceae
Source: the annotation of a GenBank genome assembly
CCAGCUCCCUAGAGUUGUUCACCAACGAAUCCGUUUAGAAUAGGCCAGAGUUGGUGAACCGUAACUUUGCUCUGCUGCCUUUCCAUGUGGUCUCUGUUAAUUGCUCCAAAAGUCUUCCCCUGCCUGCGACCAAUCCCUUUGUAUAAAAACCCAGUCUUGCUCCACCGAAAUUCCCACUCAGACAAAAUCCUCAUCAUCAGCUCAGCUUCAGGAAGAACCAAUCAGCCAAACCCAUCAUCAAUGGCGGGGGAAAAGAUGGGUGUGGAAGCUCUGGUGUGCUUGGCUGCUCUAGUAGCAGGGGCGACUCUGUUUUUGUCACAGGGAGCCACGGCGCAGUCCAGCAGCAGCUGCACCAACACGCUCGUGAGCCUCUCGCCUUGCCUCGAUUACAUCACGGGGAACUCCACGACGCCGACGAGAUCCUGCUGCACACAGCUCGGCAACGUCGCCGGCUCCCAGCCGGAGUGCCUCUGCCAGGUCAUCGGCGGCGGCGGUGGAGGAAAUUCCCUCGGGAUCAACAUCAACCAGACUCAAGCGCUCGCUCUUCCCGCCGCGUGUAAAGUCCAGACCCCUCCCGCCAGCAGCUGCAAUAACGGUCUGGGUCGCCGUCCGGAGCGCCGGAUACGCCGCCGGGGACACGCGGAGGAGGGUCGGGGACGACACCGUCGUCAUCGGAUGGGAACACUGCAACGAUGACUUCGACUCUGCUUUUCGUGGGACUCCUCCUUGCUUGCUACUCUGCCAUCUUCCCCACCACCGUUGCUGUGUAAAAACUGCUAUAUAAGGACACAAUGAUUUAUAGAGAUUCUUUCUGCAUGAAUAAACUACCAUUUGAUUUGUUGUAAAUUGAGCAAUAGACCCGCC